Molecule: messenger RNA, 8121 nt
Organism: Syngnathus acus (greater pipefish)
Lineage: Eukaryota; Metazoa; Chordata; Actinopteri; Syngnathiformes; Syngnathidae
Product: RNA binding protein fox-1 homolog 3-like
Exons: 13
Coding region: 3102-4217 (371 amino acids)
Biological process (GO): nervous system development; regulation of alternative mRNA splicing, via spliceosome
Cellular component (GO): nucleus; cytoplasm
Molecular function (GO): mRNA binding
Source: RefSeq, a predicted model, not a curated record
CCACCUUCUUUUCUUCUCUUUCUCAAGCUUUGUCAACAUUUUGUCUGUCAACUGCUGCCUUUGUUGGCUCCACUUGAUUGCCUUCUCCACAAACAGUGAUGCACCCAUUUAGUUAUCCAGGCGCUAAAUAGUGUGACUGAGCCUUGGAGGCUGUUGUUGUUUUAUCUUGGGAUAAUGAAUGAUGUCCUUUCAGCACACACUAAUGCAAUAUUAGUGGUAUUUCAAUUAAAUUGGAAUUAGACUGUAAUCUCUUCCAUGUCACUUGCUGAUUGCAAGGCUGUGUGUUAUUGAGCUGCUGAUAAAUGUUAUAGUAGAUUGAUAUUGAUGUUGUCUCCACAUACUGGGAUACAGGCGAGGUUCGUAUAUGUUGGCUUGUUUGUGUCACCGAGAUUCUGAGCCUCUCGUUUUAUUUUCGUGGCUGAGAUUUGGGGUGUAUCGCCUCAAAGGUCUGCUCGCAUCAGCUCUUUUCCUGGUAAUUUUGGUUCAAGACCGUUGUUAUCGCUGAUGACGAUAAUCAUCAUCACCAUUAUGAGCAGUUGGCUAUUUGCUGCUUGGCUGUUUACACCAUUAAAAAAAGAAAAAAAAUCACUUAGGGGCAUAAUGCAGACUGAUGGAUCUGUUAUGUAGUCAACUUGUAUGUAAAAAAAAAAAAAAAAAAAACCCAAUUCAAAAUUAGAGAAUGCGCCAAUUUUAUUUGGAUUUAGCAGGAUCCUACGGAUCACCAACCAGUCAAUCAAAAAAAAAAAAAAAAGGUAAGGCAAUACUACUGUCGAAUACUAAAGAACCUGGAUUAAGUGUUGUUCUUUUGAAGAGACCUUUGUGUUAAGUGCUUAUAUAUUACCUACACUCCCAAGUGGUAACACAAAUCCAAUCAGGAUUUACCGAUCCAAUCUGACGGAUGAGAAAAACAUGGCUAAAAGGAGUUGGAGUAGAAGUUUGGAAGAAUCAAUUCAUUUAGGCUUCCAAAGAAAGUUGCUCUGUUUUUAAAUAAAUUAUUGAUGAAGGUUUUGGUCUUGAGUACUGUAGGAAAAUGAUUGUUCUGUGAUUUUUUGACAUUUUUUUUGUGGCAGGACUGUCAGUAACCUUCUGUCAAAGAAUAAACACAAUGGUAGCAUAAAAAAAAAUAAAACAUUGCCUAUUGGCAAGACCCACAUGUCCUUAAGGCACAACUGGAGCUUUUUGUCAAGUGCCAUCAUUUUUCAGAGGGAAAAAAAGUACAUGUCCUGCCUUGGGAAUCCAUUUUAAUGAAAGCGCCACAGUCUCACAUUUCCAAAUUGCUAACAACCAAAGGUGCAGGUCAAACGCGUUGAAAAUAACCUGCAGUAAUUUGUAAAACGGCAAAAUUAAGAUGAGCCAUCAAGAGAGCAGGCAGAGAGAGGGCUGGCUGGCUGGCUGGCUGGCUGGCUGACUGACUGACUGACUCAAUACGCUUACUGCAGCACAUCAGGGCCACAUCGCAUCAGCCUUUGGAUCAAGUCAUUGUAUGGCUAAUGCUGAUGUCAGUGUCUUUUUUUUCCUUCUCAUUAGCAACGGUGUAAUAUAGAAUUGGAUGACCAUUUGUUUGCAUUAUAACAAAAUGCAAAGGCCACCCAGAAGCCCGGACCCCAACUCUUAAAAACUAGAAGACGUAUUUAUCUUAAAGAAGGUUUGACUAUCAUUCGGCAUAUUCCCGUUAAAUCCGUUUUUACACUUUGCAGUAUUUUGAGGCAGUGAAGUAGGCGCUUAUCUCAGUGCUUGUAUUGACCGUAACAGUGAUGUGGGGGUUGGCCGUUGGUGUUUGAGGGCCAAAGUUGCUGAGCCAGGCUAGUAUGCGAUCCUCAUCUCGCCACGCCUCCCUCCCUCUCACUUGCCUGCCUGUCUCAUCCAGCUUUAGUGCAAAUCACGUGAACGUGCAUUUGUACAUGUAAUGGAAGACGAAAAUACCAAAAUAAAAGUAUAGUUAGAGAAAAAUGUUGACUUUAGUCAAUUUUAUUUUGCCAAAUGGUUGCACAAAAUAUCAUCUUCUGGAUCCAUUUUAUCGGUGAAGUAGACUACUGACUUCAAAGUAGAUGUACACUUAAAAACAACAUCUGAUUCAAAAUUAAGCGCAACUGCUAAAUCAGCAUAUUUGUGGACAGGGAAUUUGAGAUGAUAUCAAAUGAUAGUAAAGACACACAAAAAAAACAGCUUUUCUUACUGUCUUUCACCAUUUUUGGAUUUUUCAUCAAUUUCCAAUAAGUUCUGUCCAGCCUGUAAAGCAACCAUGUGGGGCUCUGCCCUCCCAUCGCCUCCCCUCCCCUCCCCUCCCCUCUCCUCCCGCUCGCUCGCUCGCUCUCAUUGGGCAUCUUUCCGCUCUCCGUCUCAUCCCCUCUGCACUUGUUCUUCCCUGUUGCAAGAUUCCGUGCUAUCGCUCAGUGUGGUUAACUCCGGCUUUUCCAAACCUCCCCCCUUGUAUCACCUGGGAACACUAAAAGAAGAAAGUCUCACACCUGCCUCCCUCAUAAAACACCGGUGCCGAACCGAAGCUGCUCAGGACGAUAAUAGGAAGCAGAGGGAGGGAGGGAGGAGGCAGGUAAAAAAGUCGAGGGGAGAAAGAACAACAACAAAAAAAAAGAGAUAGGACAAGAGGUUGGAAAGUUGUGAAGAGGAGAUAGAAGAGAGGCAAAGCGGGGAUACAUUAGCAACGCCUUAGAGCACUUUCCCCUCUUUUUGCCUCUCUCCAUAUUCUUUUUUUCCCUCCUUCCUUUCCCCUUUGGCAAAGAAGAGCCUGUGUUUUUUAGUGGAGGGAGAGGAAGCAGCUUGAGGUUUUUUUUCUGCGGCAACUCUGAGACGCGAACACAGUCAGCGGGAACGGGAGAGCGACUGUCUUCAGGGGCAGCGGGACACAUAAAAGGGACUUUAUAACUUGGCUACAUAUCCACAAACACAGGGGCAAUUAAGUGGUUGUCAGCAGACGGCGCUGCCAAAAAUUACAUCCCACAGAGAGGCGAAAAAACGUGAAAGGACUGAGGAAGUAAGACAGGAUAGAUAAAGUUUGACCAGGAGAGAGGAAAAAAAGGAAAAAAAGAAGAGCCCUGGCCUCUCCACUUUCUUUGCAAGUCUACCAUCCUCUCUCUGCUGAGAUGAUGAUGUAUUUCUGGGGUAAUCAAGAGGCCCCAGCUCCCCCUGAAGCAAUGGCUCAGCCCUUUCCACCGGCCCAGUACCCGCCGCCUCCACCACAGAAUGGGAUGCCCGCUGAGUUUGCCACAGCCCACACUCACCCACCGACCGACUUCACAGGACCAAAUACGGUCGGCGAACACGCCCUGACGCUGUACACGCCGACACACACGCAGAGCGAACAAGCCGUGAAUGACAGCAACGUUCCGGCACUCACAGCUAACACAGUCACGUUUUGCUUGCUUAAAGAUGGUUUCUCAGGGGAAGCUGUGUGGAGAGAAUGUUCUCCUCACCACAGUUACAAGCAGGUAGAUGACCUUGCACAGACGGACGCUUCGCAGCAUCUUCACCUGCAGCCAAGUGACUCUUCAGAGAAACAGCAGCCUAAAAGAUUACAUGUCUCCAACAUACCUUUCCGUUUCCGGGACCCUGACCUCCGACAAAUGUUUGGGCAAUUUGGCAAGAUUUUGGAUGUGGAAAUUAUCUUUAAUGAACGAGGCUCCAAGGGCUUUGGGUUUGUAACAUUUGAAACGACCGCAGAUGCUGAUCGCGCACGGGAGAAACUAAAUGGUACAAUCGUAGAGGGCCGCAAAAUCGAGGUCAAUAAUGCCACAGCAAGAGUAAUGACCAACAAAAAAGUGGCAAACCCUUACACAAACGGCUGGAAGCUGAAUCCAGUGGUUGGAGCUGUCUACGGUCCUGAAUUUUACGCAGUCACAGGGUUUCCAUACCCUACCACAGGAGCAGCAGUGGCCUAUAGAGGGGCCCAUUUGAGAGGGAGGGGCCGAGCUGUCUAUAACACGUUCCGCGCCGCACCACCCCCUCCGCCCAUACCAGCCUACGGCGCCAGUGUGGUCUACCAAGAUGGAUUUUACGGUGCAGAAAUUUAUGGUGGCUAUGCGGCUUACAGAUAUGCCCAGCCAGCUGCUACUGCUGCAGCCGCAUAUAGUGACAGUUAUGGGCGAGUGUACGCAACAGCAGACCCAUAUCACCAUACGAUGGGUCCUGCAGCCGCAUAUACGGUUGGCACUAUGGCUAGCCUUUACAGAGGAGGGUGCAGUCGCUUCACUCCCUACUAGAAAGGAGGGAGUCACGCCCCCUUUCCCUCCCCAGCAAAAAAAAAAAGAAAAAAAAUCUAUAAAUAACCUUUGCUUCCAUAUGAAGAAACGUACUAUGCGUCCAGGUGGCAAAUAGAAUACAAAUACAUUCUAGUUGUUGGUGUAUGGAUUGUAUGUAUUUAUUUGUCAUUUGUUGGGGUGCGGGAGGGGAAUCCUGAUAUCCAAUCUUUCUCUGUGUUCCAAGUCAGUCUGUAACGUGGCUCCUUUGGGAUGCCUUCAUGCAUUGGUUUUAAUUCCACCCUAUUCACCAACUCUCUCCCCCUCUUAUGUACAUUAAGCGCGGCAAAUUCCAGUUUGAGCAACAAACUUAUAGAUGGAAUUUAUCACAUCGAUGGCCAUUUGGCCCUAAGAGAGCUGCUUCCAUUCUAUGAGAGCCAAUGACAAAUACGAAGGCCAAAUCACGUGAAGCCGGAACAAAACACUCAGCAUUAAGUGGGAAGCCGGGCUAAAAGUGACGACACGGACUGAUCUAUUACCGAAUCUGAAUGCAGCGGGACGUGAUGUAUAGCGCUGGUGUGGAGCGGCCAUUGCAAAAUGCCAAUUGAUUGUUGGCUAGAUGCCAGAGGCAGGAGGUAUCCCAUUACUUGGGAAUUGCUUUACAGGGGAGGGAAACACAUCAUUUUCCCUCAAUAUGCGCCGUUUCAUGCACAUCCUAAGCAAUGAUGCUAAAUAUUUCUCUCACGUAAUGAACAAAUGGAAGACUUUCCUUUCUGUUAAAUGUGCAUCCAUCCAUUGCUUGAUCAGUCUGCACAAAUCACGUGUUGAAAUGCUUUGGCUUUCUAGCGGAUUUUUAAGUGUGGCCAGCAAAUUGUUGAAUUAGCAUUUGGUGAGUUAGCGGCCUGCUGAUGAACGUCUACUCGUCCCUGACAUAUUAUUUAUGAUUCUUGGUUCCACAGGGAGGCGGGGCCGAUUUUAGGGACCCGAUCUGCUGCUCUGUAGACAUCGUCAAUAGAUUUCAAUUAAUCCCAACAUUGCUGAAUAAGGAACAACAAUUCACACAUCAUUUCUAGUAUUCUAUUAGAUUUCAUUGGCUGUAGUGUUUCUUUCCUUUUUUAAUGUCAAUUUUUUUUUUUUUAGAUCUAUUAAGGAGAAAAUCCAAAGGUUUACCACUUACAUGCAAUCCACACACAAGGAUGGGUAAAUAUAAUUGAACUGAGCAAAUGAGUCUGAUUUGGGCACUUUAUUGGACUUGGCAUGAAGUGUGUGCCCAUAGUCACAUGGCCACAGCAGGCAGUUGUCCCUGAUGCAUCCACCGAUUCCGCUCCCCAGCACACAAAAAAAACCACACACAUAUAGGGGCCGCCUCCCUCCCUCCCUCCCUCACCAGUAAAGCAUCUGUGCCGGCUGUGUCUGAUGGGAUCGUAAAGACGGGACUCAGUAGCGCAGGAAGGGAAGGGAGUGUGAAGAGCAGCAGUAACCCAGGGAGGCAAUAUACGCCACAGAUUAGAGAUAAGAGAGUUCAGUCAAUAGGCACUGAUCUCAUUUGAAGAUAUGCCAGACGGACGGACUAGACUCACACAAACACGCGCAAAUUCACACUUGCUCCUCUCGCUGUCACCGUCGCUCGUCUUUUCUCUUGUUCUCCCGCUCUUUCCUAAAAUCUCAACAGAAACCUCCGUUUGCAAUUUGACAGCGUGCAAUCAUAUGAUGUGGCUUUUAGUCUCUUUACCCUUGAAGUCAAUGUCCAUGUGUGUCCAACCAUAGUAUCCAUGGGAUUGCCAACUUCAUUGUGGCCUAAGUAAACUAAAAUAGUAAACUCAUAGCCUAAAAGUUUUUAUUUGCGCGUCCCAGUGAAAUUGCUCACUGGAUGCUUUUUUUAUAUGUAGAAUAUGUCUACUUUUAUAUUACAUGUGAUCAUAUAUCAGAAAUUCUGAAUCUAUACAUAAAUUGUCUCUUAGAUGGCGGUCAUUGCCAAGCUUCUUUAUGAGUGUAAAUUAGUAACAAGAAAAAAAAGAAUAGUUGUGCAAUGGCUUUGUUUUAUUGCCAUUAACAAUGAGUGACCACAAAAAGUUGCCACACUCAAGCAUCUGGCAACACAUGUAAACAAGCAUAAAUGUGCCUAAAUUAUGGGUAUAAAACAAGACUAAUGCCAACAAAACAACUCGGAACUGUCAAACGAUUCUUCUGGGAACAGACCAGAACUGAUGCAUGUGACAUAAAUUGUCAGAAGCUUUGGCACAAAUCAAAGUGCAUUGUUAGAGAUAAUGAUAGAAAAGCAGAAGUAAAAUGAAUAGACCUGACUGACUGUCAAAAAUGAUUAUUACCAUUGGUAUUAUUGUGUUGUCGGCAUAGAUUAGUCAUUAUGGAUAAAACGGGCUGUCCCAAUUUGAUCAUAAUAUUUGAUGUACGGUAUAUGCAAACAAAUAUUUGAUAUUGUACUUUCUCACUAUGAUGGGGGGAGUAACACAUCUGUGCCACAGUCGAGUGCUUUCGAAUUUUUACAAAUACUAUGAAGUGCUUCUUGGGCUAACAAAUCUGAAAUCGUGUGUAGUUGAAUAAUGAUCAAAUCAGCAAUCGGGAUUGGUUGUUUAGUGCAGCACAAAAACUUUCAAACCCAUCAAUAAGAAAGUGAUCAUUAAAAUGAACCCUUUUCAUAAAAAUACAAACAAAUAUUUCAAAAAAGUCAAACAAAAAUCUCCACUUACACUCUACUGUUUUUUUCUGUAUGUAUUAACCAGAUAGUGUACCGAUAAAUAUAAAUAAAAAAUGGGGAGCAUUUUGAAAAGAUGCUAUCUCAUUAAUUAGAUGCUAUCAUGAAACAUAUUUUUACUGUACAUAUUGUAUAUGAAUGUGUGUGUAUGGAUAUAUAUAUAUAUAUAUACUAUAUAUAUAUAUAUAUUUCAACUUGUGUAUUUGACAUUGUUUGUCAUGUAAUUUAAUGCCAUAGCCAUUCAUGAAUUUUAAAAAGUGAUUGCUUCUUUUUUGUAUAUCACUCGUAAGGGGUUAGACAAGUGUAAACCUUUUAUAUGACAAGAAAAUGUUUGCUUCAAUUCAUUUGAGUGUCUUUCUCUGUACAGUAUAAGCAAUCAUCAUGUGUGUCAUUUUUUGAUAAAACAUUGGCCUACGACUGUGUGGAAUGUGAUGCUUACGUUUUCUCACAAAAAAACCACUUGAAGUUCAAACAAUCCUUUCUGAAUUUCCAACCAAUUUCUACCAGCCUGGCUGAUUCAGGCCAGAAUAUUGGCUCCGAAUUUGGGAAGUCCAAUUACACAAUUGCUGUAUGUCAUUCAACCAGCUACAAACCGACUUAUUGCAAUGUAGCGAUAGUGCCCAGUGCAAUAUGGCUCACAUGACAAUAAUUGGCAUGAAUAAUAAAAGAAGCAAAAGCAAUAAUAUCUCUCUCUACACAUUCAUCACUGUGUCACAUCACAAAGUGACAUUGCCCCCCCACCCACCCACCAUUAACAUUCAUUUCUCCAUGACUGCAUACCUGCAUUCUCGGCGAAUAAAGAAAAUGAUUCUCAACUAACUAAUAAAUAUCUGCAUUCAAAAAUCAUUGCAUUUAUUCCAAUUAUCUCCGCUUGGAUAAAUCCAAAGUAUGCUUGGAGUCUGUAUCACCUUUGUGGUCUAUUUCAUGAACCUCCAUCUGAUGUGUGUAGCCUUGUGUCCCCUAUAGGAUUGUGGGGGGACAAAAGACUUGUGAAUCAAGCUGAAAGGAUCCACAUGGGAGCCAAUUUAAAAGGCCACAUAUUUUUCAUGAAGUCACAGCAAUUUUCAAACACAAGUGAAGUUGAAGUACAACUGAACCGUAUCUAAAAACUUUAAAGGGACUUACUUGCCACACAGGUUUGAAAUGUGUGCCUGCUAUGUUUUAGGGCUUGAUUCUGUUGUAUAUUAUUUUGUGAAGGGAUAACCCCCCCCCCCC